ACAAGCUGCCCCGCAGCGGGACUCCUGCGGGACUCAGCACACGGGCCGCCAGGCUGCCGGGCACAGAUGUCCCGCUCACCUCUCCACACCGGGGCCGAGGCGCCCUCCCCGGGCCGGUCCACGGAGAACGGCCUGGAGGAGGGGGAGGGGGAGGAGGGGGGAGACCUGGACGACGAGGCGGACGCUUCCCAGCUGGAGAGGUUCAUGAGAGACCGGCGGAGAGCCAAGUCCCUGCCCGCCUGCCCGGCGCUGCUCCUGGACGCCGUCACCGGGAGCAGCGGGAGGAAGCGGGUGAAGUUCGCCGACUCCAUGGGGCUGAACCUGGCCAGCGUGAAGCACUUCAGCUCGCUGGAGGAGCCGCAGAUCCCGAGCAAAGUUCUGUCCCGGUACCGGAGCUUCCCGUCGACGCAGCAGCAGCAGGAGCUGCUGAACGACCUGUGCCACAGCUUCACGUCGAGCCUGGCCCCGGACCGGCUGGUCGCCCUCUUCCCGCAGCCCCGGGACACGGAGCGCAGAGUGCAGCGGCUCCGCGUCUGUCUGGAGAAGGUCACCGUCACCCAGUUCGACGUGCGGGGCCAGAUCCGGGUGUGGACGCACUGCGCCGACAAAGAGGUGGGGGUGAGGUACAGCUUCAACAACUGGAUGUCCUGCGUGGACGCGCAGGCUCUGGCCGUUGUGGCCGCGGACGAGCCGGGCCUCGUGGGGGAGCGGUUCUCCUUCACCGUGUACACGCCGCCCUUCAUGGAGCCGGGCUCGGCCGUGCACUUCGCCCUGUACCUGAGGAGCGAGGCCGGGGAGUUCUGGGACAACAACGCGGGGCAGAACUACACCCUCAGUUACUGCUGCGCGCCCUUCGUCGGCGCCGCGUUCCACGACACCUGACCGGGGCGUGCGUCGUGCGUAAGAGGCUCUCCAUCCGUGCGUAAGAGGCUCUCCAUCCGUGCGUAAGAGGCUCGCCAUCCGUGCGUAAGAGGCUCUCCACGCGCCCCCAGUGCAGACAGGAGCGCGCUGACGUGCAGCUGCUGUUUUCCACACGUCACGGUGUGUUGUGUUGAGUCUGAUGACGUCAGCAGGCCAACAGCUGACCUCAGGGGUCGUUCGGUGUCUCUGUUCCUCUUCCUCCUGGAUGUUCUGAGUCCGUAUGGCUGCAGCUUCGUCUGCCGACAAGGGAAAAGUUAGGUGUGGAUCAAUUUCAAAAUGACGUCGUGGUACAAUAAAAGAUAAUUGACCUGAUGUUUGGGGCCCAGUCGUGGAAACUGUCUCUUAAACAAACGGUCUCUUUGAUGAUGUUUAACUGAGGAAGACUGUGGGAUGUGGUCGAGACCUCUGGAUGAAGCUUGUGAACUGUCCUUGAGUAGAUGAAAGACAUGAAGCCGGAUGUUGAUCAGCAGCUGCUUGUUUUCUUUGGUUUGUGAAUAUGAAAUAAAAAUUAACUCGCACAUCUUU
Scophthalmus maximus (turbot) is the source of this 1446-nucleotide messenger RNA. It is a transcript of the gene ppp1r3g, whose product is annotated as protein phosphatase 1 regulatory subunit 3G. Gene Ontology annotation, molecular function: protein phosphatase 1 binding; glycogen binding. The transcript has a single exon. Gene Ontology annotation, cellular component: protein phosphatase type 1 complex. NCBI's taxonomy places the organism in Eukaryota, Metazoa, Chordata, Actinopteri, Pleuronectiformes, Scophthalmidae. Gene Ontology annotation, biological process: regulation of glycogen biosynthetic process. The record is from RefSeq and is a predicted model, not a curated record. The coding region runs from base 67 to 882 and encodes 271 amino acids.